Messenger RNA from Auxenochlorella protothecoides, 285 nucleotides. Its product is annotated as Transcription elongation factor B polypeptide 2. Gene Ontology annotation, molecular function: protein binding. The record is from RefSeq and is a predicted model, not a curated record. Bases 1 to 285 code for a protein of 94 amino acids. The transcript has 3 exons. NCBI's taxonomy places the organism in Eukaryota, Viridiplantae, Chlorophyta, Trebouxiophyceae, Chlorellales, Chlorellaceae.
AUGUACGUGCGUGUCAAGCGCCAGAAGACCACCGUGUUCCUGCAGGUCAACCCCACUGACACCGUGGCCACCCUCAAGUCUGCUAUCGGCGAUCUCAUACAGCAGGAACCAUCCACCCAGCAGCUGUACCGAGGAAGCACGGCCCUGACAGACACCCAGACCCUGGCCGAGCUGGGCGUGCAUGACGACGACGAGCUGGGACUGGCGCUGAAGAAAGAAGAUGGCACAUGGGAGGCACUGGAGAUCAUGCGGCACGAGGCGCCGUCCGACGGUGUCGCGGAAUGA